Messenger RNA from Centruroides sculpturatus (bark scorpion), 430 nucleotides. Its product is annotated as sarcolemmal membrane-associated protein-like. The transcript is spliced from 5 exons. The annotation marks the transcript as partial. NCBI's taxonomy places the organism in Eukaryota, Metazoa, Arthropoda, Arachnida, Scorpiones, Buthidae. The record is from RefSeq and is a predicted model, not a curated record.
AAUACCUUAUCAAAUACAGAAGAGAAAUGUUCUCACUUACGGGAAGUGUAUGAUAAUAGAGAAAAAGAACUCAGGUUAUUAACUGAAAAAAAUGAUAAGAACCAUAAGGAAAUUAUUGAUUUGAACAAGAAAUUGCAGGAAGCUGAAGAGAAACAUGAAGAAGCCAAUCUUAAAUUAGAACAUGAAAAACAACUUCUUGAACAACAGCUGGAAGAAAAGAAAAAAGAGAGUGAAAUAUUAUCUGCUAAGAUUGAAAGCAUUCAAGCUGAUUGUGAUUUUACAAAACAGCAAUUGGUUGUGAUGAAAGCUCGUUUUGAACAAAUGAAAAAAGAACACAAUUUGGAUGAAAAUGUAGACAGUAAUGGAAUAUCAAUAAUCACACAAGAUGUUAUUUUACCAAAUGAUGAUGAUGAAAUUGGGAAGCUUAAAG